Molecule: messenger RNA, 1229 nt
Organism: Chelonia mydas (Green sea turtle)
Lineage: Eukaryota; Metazoa; Chordata; Testudines; Cheloniidae
Gene: TMEM219
Product: transmembrane protein 219
Exons: 6
Coding region: 392-1144 (250 amino acids)
Source: RefSeq, a predicted model, not a curated record
GGGCACUGGUAGGUUGGGGGCCCCAGCAGCUCUUCAAACGGCCCCAGGUGAACACCGGGAGCGCGACCUUCGGGCCGCUUCCCCCUUUAAGGGCAUUUUUUGCCCAGUUCGAAAAUGGCCGCCGUAGCGUCACCGCGCGGCCGCUCUGUGCGCACUUGGAGGACCCGAGUUCACUGCACCGCGAGUGGCGGGCCCCUGGGCCGCGAGUCAAGGCCAGGAAAGCGCAUGCGCGUCCGGGCUGCGGUAUCCGCGAGCUUGGUGCUGUCGUAAAGGGCCACGGCAGCAGAAGAGGAAAUGGGUCCCCGCGGCCUCUUAAAGGGACCGCGCCGCCGCGAGCGGGAGGAGGGGCAGGGUCCCUCUGUUGAGCCCCGUGUGCCCCCCAGGCCUCACCAUGCUGAGCUGCCCCCUGCUGGGCUCCCUGCGCCUCUGCCUGGAGCGGAGCCCACCCCUGGUCUGCUUCUGCCUCUGCCUCUUCUCAUUGGCCGCCGCCUUCCUCGCCUUGGCCGCCUACAUCCAAUGGCACGAGGUCAGGGACGCUGACAUCACCCAGGACUGGAACUCGCUCCUGGAGUCCCUGAGCCACCUGAGCUUCUGCACCGACAACGGGACGUGGGGGGGGCCAACAACUCCGGCCCCCACCCCCAGGGCUGCCCCCCCUUCACCCGGGGCCCCCCCAGCCCUCUCGGUCUUGGUGGGCCUAACUUUCAACCUCCCCGGGGGAGGGCAACCCAACGCCACCCGCCUGGCCCUGACGGUCACCGGCCACCAGCUGGGACUUGGCGGUCCAGACGCCCAGCAGCCGAUCCGCCUGGUGGUCGUCACCCCGUGGCCCCCCGGCCCCAGCCCCCAGGGCAGCUGUCUGAGCCUGGCAGGCCCCCCCUCCCUGCUGCCCCAAACCAGGGCGCCGCCCCUCUGCAUUGUGGGGGAUCUGGCUGCCCAGUCCCGGGAGGAGCCGGGGUCCUGCUACCGGCCCCACUACCAGCCGGACCCCGCCCUGGCCACCAUGCUGAGCCCGGAGGAUCGCCGCCUGUGCAGCCAGCGCCUCCUGCUGGCCGGCCUCACGGCGCUGUCCCUCUGCGCCCUGCUGCUGGGCGCCGCCGGCCUCGGCCUGCCGCCCGCCCGCCACGCGCGGGGGCGGCUCUAGGGGCCGGCCCCGCCCCGCCCCGCCCCGCCCCGCCCCCUCCUCUCCGAGAGCAGAGCCCGCCGAGACCCACCGGCCCCGCCCCCUC